AUGCAGGUGUCUCUCGGAGAUCGCAUCCUCAUACUGGUCCCUAGAUCUCUCCUGGGCUCUGGCAUUGAAAUCCUGGGAGGGCAGGGCCACUCAGCUCUUGUCCUGGAACAGGGCGGUUUCCCGAGCGGUCUCAAGGAGUGCAUCGCCCUCGAGCAGGGAUUCUUCUAUGGAUCUGUCCCAGAGAUCGCUGGCCAAGAAGAGGUCUACGGGGAGGAGGCAGACGCCGAGUUCCUGCUGGCUGGGAUGGAUGCUGCAGCCAGCUCAGUUACUGGGCUCCUUCUCUCCGCUGGAAGGGCGUCCGACCCCGAACUGUUGGGUCUAGUCCCAGAGCCCUCGCCUUGGGGCCCCAACACUAGUCCAGAGAGACGCUCUCCUCACCACGACGACAACCUGGACCUCCAUCUUCCGGAGCCCUUCCCCGACUCACCACUCCAACCUCUACCUCCCUCUCCUUGUCCAGGUCCUCACGAGCGCCCCCAACGCCCUCUUGGUACUCCGUGCAAGACCUAG
Eubalaena glacialis (North Atlantic right whale) is the source of this 510-nucleotide messenger RNA. Its product is annotated as proline-rich protein 23C-like. NCBI's taxonomy places the organism in Eukaryota, Metazoa, Chordata, Mammalia, Artiodactyla, Balaenidae. The transcript has a single exon. The record is from RefSeq and is a predicted model, not a curated record. The coding region runs from base 1 to 510 and encodes 169 amino acids.